Phlebotomus argentipes is the source of this 4926-nucleotide messenger RNA. RefSeq names its product eIF-2-alpha kinase GCN2 (gene Gcn2). The transcript has 7 exons. NCBI's taxonomy places the organism in Eukaryota, Metazoa, Arthropoda, Insecta, Diptera, Psychodidae. Gene Ontology annotation, cellular component: cytosol. The record is from RefSeq and is a predicted model, not a curated record. Gene Ontology annotation, molecular function: eukaryotic translation initiation factor 2alpha kinase activity; protein binding; ATP binding. Gene Ontology annotation, biological process: DNA damage checkpoint signaling; regulation of translational initiation by eIF2 alpha phosphorylation. Bases 109 to 4659 code for a protein of 1516 amino acids.
GUUGCUGGUGGUUUGGAGUGGAAAAUGUAGAGCCGGAGAGGCACAUUUUCCGGCCUUUUGCGCACUUUUCUCUCUAUUUUUCCCUCCAGCAGUGUGUUUUGGAAUGCCAUGGCAUCGAAGCAGAGCAAUCGCGACAGACAAGACAGUGAAUUCGAGGUGAUUCAGUCGAUCUUCGGCCAGGACGUUGAGGAUUUGCGCGAGAAGGGACAAGGAUGGAAGCCGCUGGACUUGAAGCUGACACUCACGCCCCUGAUGGGAUCCUCAGGAGCCACAGAAGCUCACGUCCGGACAACCCUUCACAUCAUAUGCACAGCCAAGUACCCCAAAAUAUCGCCCAAAUUGGCUCUAGAAGAUAGCAAAGGCCUCUCGGAUGUGCUCAUUGAGGAUCUGCUGAAGAGCCUGCAGAAGCAGGCAGUGGAGCUGAAGGGCGAGGUGAUGGUGUUCGAGCUGGCCGAGACAGUGCGUGCCUUUCUGCACCAGCACAACAAACCGCCUCCGGGAAGCUUUUACGACGAAAUGCUGAUGCAGAAGCUGAAGCGCGACCAAGAGCGGCUUAAUUGCCAGCGCAUGAAGGAGGAUCAGGAGCAGCAGGCGCUGAAGGAUGAGGUGAAUAAGCGCAAAGAGAUGCUGAAGCACGAGUCGCGCAUGCGGAAGGACACCAGGAGGAGUAUUAGUGAGUCCAGCCCGACUCACCAUGGAACGCCCACCUCGUCGGACGUGUCGGAGUCCUCUUGGCCACACUUCCGCAGCUACAUGUAUCCCAACGAGUGCACUGACCACCGCAAGUCAGAGAUCAUCUACUUCCGGGGCGCCGGAAGGCAGAUACAGAAGGGCUGUUGUCUGGGACACUCGCAGAAGGGCUGCGUCGCGUACUCCGGCAUCGAUCUGGAGACUGGACAGCUGCUCUACAUCACGGAGUGGAACAUCAAGUACAGUCGGUUCGAAGCUAAGGGCGCCGAUGGCAAGGCCGAUGAGAUAAUAGGGAAUAUCGAGAAACUGGUGGCGAAUCUCUCGCAGCUGCGGCACAAGAAUCUGAUUAGCUACGAGUGCGUGCUGUGCAUGAAGAAGAAGGAGGGCAUUCUCGUGUACUUGGUGCAGGAUUUCGUCCUCGGUACGAGUAUCUGCACGAUCUCUGGCACACUGGGAUGGUGCGCCGAGGGCGCCAGUAUGGUGGCUAAGGGCGUGCUGGACGCAAUCAUAUUCCUGCACAACAAUUCCGUCUUCCACAAUCAUCUGCUGGACACGACAGUUUUCAUGGACAACACUGGAACUAUCAGAGUAACGGAUUUCGCACUCGUGCCGUACUUGCAGGAACUUAUCGGCUGCUCAAGUCCCACAAAGAGCGAUCUUCCCGCUAUGGGCGCUCUGCUGGAGGCUCUUUUGCCCACGCACACGUCAAACAUGCGAGACUACAUCGAGAGAUGUAAAUCGGAUAGGACUCUAAGUGCAGUUGAACUCCUGCCGCACCCUUUUCUGCAACCGGUGCUCUUCAGCGAUGCCGGUGGAGUGGAAAAUACUGUGGCUGCAAUUGUUGCGCCGCCAAGAGAGCGUCAGGAACUUCAUUCCACAAUCUCCACUGUCCAGUCGCGGCUGCAGAAUGAGUUUGAGUUCCUGCAGUUCCUGGGCAAGGGCGCCUAUGGCGAUGUACUGAAGGUGCGCAACAUUCUGGACAACAGGCAGUACGCCAUCAAGAGAAUCCCGCUGACGGCGCGGAACAAGCAGCUGUACAAGAAGAUCCGGCGAGAAGUGGAGCUCCUCUCGAGGCUUAAUCACGAGAAUGUCGUGCGAUACUACAACAGCUGGAUAGAAAUUGGCCUGCCGAGUGAUGACUUUGGCCAGGACAAGCUCGCCGGCGGAGAUUUCAGCAUCAGCAUCCCCGAGAGCAAGAAACAGGCGCAACUGGAGUCCUCCUCAGAGUCCUCGAGCGACUCCAGUGACUGGAUCAACUACAUGCCCAACGCCACAGCGGAUCUCAGCGAUGGCAUUGAGUUCGUCAACUCGGACGGUGAGUGCGUGGAAGUGGAGGACUUCGGGGAUGAGAGUGUCUCGAGGGCACGGCCGGAAUCACGCAAGUCGCCGCACUUUGAGAAUCAAUUCAUGUACAUUCAGAUGGAGUUCUGCGAGAAGAGCACACUUCGCACGGCGAUUGACGCUGGCCUGGGCAGUGACACGGAUCGCCUCUGGCGCCUCUUCCGCGAGAUCGCCGAGGGACUGUCACAUAUCCACCAACAGGGCAUGAUUCAUAGAGAUCUGAAGCCUGUUAAUAUCUUCUUGGACUCGCGCGAUCAGGUGAAGAUUGGGGACUUUGGCUUGGCCACGACGAGCUUCCUGGCGCUGCAGAGCCAGGAGCAGAAUGCCUCGAACACACUUACGCAGUCGGACAUGGGAGACACGCUGACGGGACGCGUCGGAACAGCGCUGUAUGUGGCGCCAGAGCUCAUGGGAAAUGCCUCAAAGUCCACUUACAAUCUCAAGGUUGAUCUCUAUUCGCUCGGAAUCAUUCUCUUCGAGAUGAGCAUCCCAGCUUUUGACACAGCCAUGGAACGCGUGAAGACCAUCGCAGCGCUGAGAUCUCCUGCAAUUGUCUUUCCAGACUUCAUGACCAAGGAUAAGAAGUACUCUCAACACAUUCAAGUGGUUCAGUGGCUUCUGAAUCACGACCCGGCAAAACGACCGUCAUCUGAGGAGCUCCUGACGUCAGAUCUUGUGCCGCCUGCGCGACUGGAGGCGACAGAACUGCAGGAGAUGCUGCGGAAUGUCCUGGCCAAUCCGCAGAGUCGCACGUACAAACAUCUGGUGUCGCGGUGCCUCUCUCAGCAGAGCGACACAGUGCUGGAGCUCACAUAUCACUUGGGUUUGGUUCCCAUUUCCACCACGAUGGAGUUCGUCAAGGGAAAAAUUCUAAAUGUUUUCAAGAGGCACGGAGGAAUAGAGGUGAUUACGCCACUGCUGACGCCACUGGGGAAGGGCCACCCACACACAAACUCUGUAAAAUUGAUGACACAUUCCGGAAGUGUUGUUUACCUGCCUUAUGAUUUUCGGCGGCCUUUCGCGAGUCAUGUAGCAGUGAAUGGGAUCACAUCAAUCAGGCGCUACUCAAUUGGUCGGGUGUAUCGCGAGAAGAAAGUGUUCAACUUCCAUCCCAAGCAACUCUAUGAGUGUGCUUUUGACAUUAUAUCGCAGAAUACGGGAAACUUCCUGCUGGACGCCGAAAUAAUCUCGGUGGCUUAUGAGAUUUCAAUGGAAUUGACGGUGCUGCGGGAGAAGAAUGUCUUCUUCCGGCUGAAUCACACGAGUCUCUUGCGCGCCAUUCUCCUUCACUGCAACGUGCCGAAAGACAAGCAGCACACACUCUUCGUGGCCAUUCAGGACUUCAUGGAGUCCAAACUAGCCAAAUUCCAGCUCACGUCAACGAUUAACAGUAUCUUCGCCAGCGCAAAGCACAAUGCGAAUAUGCUGAUUGAUUUGCUGGUCACAGAAUCACCGCUUGGCGGUCCGCGUGGCAGCAUCAAUGGCAGUGCGCUGAGGUCUCUGGUCAAGGGGCGCGGAGAGGCGGCUGCGCUGGCGAAGGGAGCAAUUCGCGAGCUGGAAUCUGUGGUGCAGUUGGUACAGGGAAUGGGUGUGUCGUGUCCGAUGAUCCUGCAGCCGGGAUUGUCGAUAGGCUUCGACAGAGCGCGCUCGGGUGGAAUUGUGUGGCAAAUGGUGGCGGAACUGAAGAAGUCGCGCAAGCGAGGACCGGACGUUCUGGCCGUUGGCGGGCGAUACGACGAUCUCCUGGCGGACUUCCAGAAAUCGGGCUCUGGCUGUGGAAUUAUCAUGCCACCCAAGAAUAUCUGUGGCGUUGGAUUCUCUUUUGCAAUUGACAAACUCGUGAAUUGCCUGAGCUCCAAUCCCACCAGCGAGUAUCGCUCCAUCGACGUGGUGCUGUGCGUGACUGGCUAUCGUCCACCGAUUCAGGAUGUCACGCAAAUCCUGCGCUGUCUGUGGACGAUGGACAUCAAGAGUGGCAUCGUGGAGGCCUGCAAUCAGGAGGAGGCCGAACAGUCAGCCAAAGAUCUGGGCGCCGCGCAUGUAAUCCUGCUGGGCGAGGGUGGAACGUUUAGGGUGAGCUCGUGGGACAACAGGAUCUUCAAGGAUCAGCAAGUGAGUCGAGCUGAGCUGAUGGAUUAUCUGCAAAAGAUACGAAAUCCACCUGAAAACAACCUCAGCGACAGCUUCAAUUCCUCCCAGAUGAACAUGAGUGCGGGCAACGCGAGCGUGAAGGGUAACAAUUCGUCGUGCUUCACGAAUAUUGAGGUGUUUUUCAUGACAAUCGAGAAGAUGGCCAGUCACGCGAAGAAGCGCAUCGAGAAUCAGCUGCUGCAACUCAUGGCCAGCACGCUGAAGCUCUUCGCGAAGAAGGAGAGAAUCCGCGUGUACGCCGUCGAUCUGCCGAUGAGUGCCUUAGGACUCUUCGUGGGAACUCUGGAUCCACGAGAUUUUGCCACACGUCCGACAGAUGAUGAGAUUCCCAGGAUCAUCGAGAGGUUUCCCCGCCUCAAGAAGUACAUCACGUCUCUCUAUGACGAGGUGAUGGAUGAGCUUGCCGAGCCACGGAGAACCUACUCCAUCAUUGGAAUCUACAGCAUCCCAGAUUUGGGCUAUAGAUUUAUAGUGUGAUUGCGAGAGAAGCAAUGAGGCGAUAACCAAGGGGUCGAUCAAAGAAUUCGAAUAUUUUACUACUUGCUUUAUCACUAGAAUUGUAAUAAAAAUCACUGAAUUUAUUAUUUUUAUUAGAGCUUCCUUUGAGGACAUGCCAAAAGUGGAGUUUGGAGUUGUGAACCCAUUGAGAGAAGGUUUAACAAUGAAUUGAGAUUUGUAGAUUAAUGUGAGAGACAGUUGAAAUGUACAAAAGCGUGAUAAGAUGAAGAGAAGUGGAAAUAAAAG